Messenger RNA from Cucurbita maxima (winter squash), 1208 nucleotides. RefSeq lists its product as uncharacterized. The coding region runs from base 265 to 960 and encodes 231 amino acids. The record is from RefSeq and is a predicted model, not a curated record. NCBI's taxonomy places the organism in Eukaryota, Viridiplantae, Streptophyta, Magnoliopsida, Cucurbitales, Cucurbitaceae. The transcript has 3 exons.
GCAAUAGGAAAUGGAAAUGGAUAGAGAACCAAUAUAUUAAUUCAAUUUCAUGUCAAGCACGUUCAAAGCGGUGCCCAACCAUCCUGAAGAAAACGAAGAAAAAUCGAGCAAGAACAACGCCGUUGAUGAAUUUGGACUGCCAGAUGAACGAACCCAACAUUUUUCAAUUCCAAAUGGCAAUCAUGGCGUAUCUAGACUUUGAUGUCAUUCCUCUUACGACUUAUAGUUAUAAGUACCUGAUUUUCUUCAACCCAUCACGGGAAAAUGGCUAAGAAACACACCCGAUUGCAGAGGUUGAGAGUUUCUCAAUCGUCGGCUUGUUUCAAGGUCUGUUUCCAGCAGAUUCGAACCAGACCCACCGGCGAUUUGAUUAAGACUUGUCAGAAGGAGGAGCUAUUAGGGCAUGGGGCGGAUGAGUAUUGCACGGACAGCGCGAAGUCUGUGGCUGAGAUUGGUAAUCGAAUCAUGGUUGUGGUUGAUUCUAGUUUUGGGGGCAAAGGGGCUCUUGAAUGGGCUUUGUCUCAUGCUGUUCAAAAUCAAGAUUCUAUUAUUCUUCUUCAUGUUGCCAAGUCUUCAAAACAAGGCGUUGUGUUUGAUGAAAUGCUUGACAUGAAGGUUUAUCAACUUCUUCUGUGUAUGAAGAAUAUGUGCCAAAUGAGAAGGCCAGGGGUUAAAGUGGAGAUGGAAUUCCUACAAGGGAAGGAGAUGGGUCGUGUCAUUGUGGAAGAAGCAAAGAAACAGCGAGUGUCUUUGCUGGUUCUUGGGCAAAGAAAGCAGUCACCAUUCUGGUCACUGGUAAAGAAGUUCAGUACAAACAAGAGAAGGAGUCAUGGCGGGAUUGUGGAGUACUGCAUCCAAAACUCUUCAUGCCCGACCAUUGCGGUGAGGAGGAAGAGCAAGAAACUAGGAGGGUAUUUGAUCACUACAAAAAGUCACAAGAAUUUCUGGCUUUUGGCUUGAAUCUGUGUUAGAAUUUGUUCCUUCCAGCUGCCAUUGCUUUUUGUGCGGAGGAAAACAAGAUGGAAAUUGUGAGGCUUCUGAUAUUGUAAGUCUUAUUUGACCUCACUUUUUGCUUCUUUUAUGAUCAUGAGUGGCUGUAUUACUCAAAAGUAGAAACCCACAAAAAGAAAAUGAUGUGGAAAUUUGUAAAUGGAUCUUCUGUUUCCACUUUCUUCUUGUUAUUUGAUCCAAGCUAGAUGAUUAUCAUU